Molecule: messenger RNA, 2622 nt
Organism: Lodderomyces jiufengensis
Lineage: Eukaryota; Fungi; Ascomycota; Pichiomycetes; Serinales; Debaryomycetaceae
Exons: 1
Coding region: 1-2622 (873 amino acids)
Biological process (GO): cellular response to nitrosative stress; nitric oxide catabolic process
Cellular component (GO): intracellular anatomical structure
Molecular function (GO): heme binding; oxygen binding; FAD binding
Source: RefSeq, a predicted model, not a curated record
AUGUCUGACUUAAAUUUAGGUCCUGUUGAAUUACAUAAUAUUAAAACAUCAUGGUCAAAAACUAAUAAACAACAAUUUUAUAAGAAAUUAUAUCCAAAUUUAUUAGAUCAAAAUAGAUCAUUAAGACAAAUUUUCAAUAAUAAUGAAUCAAUAGUACAAGAACAUUCAAAUAUUUUUAGUGAUUUAUUUAAUUUUGUUAUAAAUAAUAUUGAAGAUAGUCAAUUAAUAGAUGAAUUUUUAUAUCAAUUUGUUAAUGAAAAUCAAAGAUUUUCAAAUUUAGCUGUUAAAUAUUUAGAAUCAAUGGGUAAUGCUUUAAUUACUACUUUUAAACAAGUUUUAAAUACUUAUUGGACAAGUGUUUUAGAAUUAGUAUGGAUUAAAGUUUAUGUUUUUAUUGCUAAUUCAAUUUUACAAUUUGAAGAAGAUAUUGUUAGUGAAACUAAUUCAAUGAAUGAUGUUGAAAUUCCUCCAUUAAAUAUUCAAAGAAAUUUAUCAUCUACAAAAUCAUCACCACAAACUUCAAUUGAGUCACCAAAAGAAUCUCCAAAGGAAUCAAUGACUCCAAAAAUGAAUUUUGAUGUUAGACAAGGUUCAAUGAAGACCAAUAAUGCUUUAUUAAAUCAAUUUAAUUCAAUUGAAAUUGAUUUAAAAUCAAAUGAUAAAUACAAAGGUUUUAGAAGAUCAAUGGAUGUUGCUUCAUCACCAAUUCAAGUUCAAAUUCCAACUAGUGAAACUUUUCAAAAAACUCAUACUACAACAACAACCAAUAUUUCAUCAAAUUUAAAAUCUUUAUUAUCAUCACCAAUGGAAGAUGAUGAAGAUUCUUAUAAUUCAAAACCAAGUUUUGAUCCAAGAAGAAAAAAUAAAAUUACAAGAUCAAGUGCUUCUUCAGUAAAUGAACAAAAACAAUUACCACAAAUUCCAUCACAAAAAGAAGAAAGUGAUUAUGAAAAUGAUGAAUUUAUAACUCCAAAACCAAGUAGAAGAGGUUCAUUUUCAGAAAAUUAUCAACCACCAACUUCAUUAUUUACAAAAUUACAAUCAAAACAACAACAAGAAAUUGCAGAAGAAGAUUCAAUUGAAGAAAUUGUUCCAACUUUUGAUCCAAGAAGAAGAAGAACUACCAACAAACACGAAAUUGAAGUUCCAUCACCAGAAUCUUCAGAAGUUGAUGAACAAGAAGAAGAAACUUUUUUCAUUCAAAAAAACACACAAGAGAUUGUACCAGAAAGAUCAUUACAAAGAGGUCCAAUAACUGGUGGUACAUUUGAUUAUCAGUCAUUUGGUUUAAAAGGUUUAGCUCCAAUUGUUGAAGAUGAUGAUAAUUCUUCAAAAUAUGAAUCUGAUGGUGAAAAUAAAUUAAUUACUAAAAAAUCUAUUUCAAGUGCAGAAGAAUCAAAUUCAAGAACAAGUUCAUUAUCAUUACAUAAUUCAGAUUAUAGAUCAUCUAUUUCUUCUGGUGUUGAUUCUAAUUCAAUGAUGCUUAGUAAAAGUGGUGGUGGUGUUCCAACUCCAAUUCAUCAUUUACAUCAACAACAACAUCAACAACAAAAUCAACAACAAAAUCAACAACAACAUUCAAGACAAAGUUCAAGUGGUUCAGAUGAUUUUCAAUUUAACGUUCCACAACAACAAAAAAAUACUCAUAAGAGAAAUAAUUCAAUGUAUUCACUUUCAAAAAGUUGUUCAGCUUCAGUUUCAUCAAUAAAUUCUAAUUCAAGAGCUUCUUUAGGGUUUAUGAGAUCUUCAUUUAUUUUGAAAAAGGAAAUUGAACAACAAGGUUAUAAUCAUCCUGAAAAUGUAUCAUUACCUUCAACGCCAAAAUUACAUAUUUCACAAUCUACUACAACAUUAAAUAAACCACCAAAACCAAUGUAUAUGCAAAAUACAAUGUCUUCUGCAUCUAUUAAAAAUUCAUUAAAAGGUCAUCAUCAUGGAGCUUAUAUGAAUUCUUCACAAUCAAUAAAUAGAUCAACUCAAUCUUUUGUAAGUGCAAAAGAAUAUAAUGAUAAUAAUACUCCAAUUCAACAACCAAAACAACAAGAAAAGAAAGGAUUUAGACAAAGAUUAUCUUCAAUUUUUUCAUUAAAAUCUUCAAAUUCAAAUUCUUCAACUACUUCAUUACAAUCUACAAAAUCAACAAAACAAUCUUUAGGUUCAUCAUUACCAAGAACUUCAAUUCCAUAUGAAGAAACAUCAAGUAUUGCUCCAUCAUCAUAUUCCUAUAAUGCAUAUAAUGCUAAACCUCCAUUAUCUAUCAAAUCAACAACAACAAAACAAUCAACAAUGUCAUCCCCAUUAUUUACAACAUCAACAAAACCAACAAUAUCAAAUUGUGCAACUAAUUUAUCAACUUCACAAAAAUCUAUAAAAAAAUCUUCAUCUUCAUUAUUUGCAACUGAUCCAUCUCAAAAUGCUCGUUAUAAAUAUAAUGGAACUUCAAUAAAUCAACAACAUGAAUGUGGAUCAGUAUAUUCAGGUGAUAGUUCAAGUUCAGGUUUCACAAUUUUUAAAAAAACCGGUAAUCCAAAAGAUAUAAAAUUUGUACCUCCUCCAACUAGACAUACUAGAAAAGGUAAUAAAUAUAAUGUUAAAAAAGUUCCAUAUAAUGUAUUUGCUUGA